Messenger RNA from Drosophila grimshawi, 2254 nucleotides. Its product is annotated as cytochrome P450 6g1. The record is from RefSeq and is a predicted model, not a curated record. Gene Ontology annotation, molecular function: oxidoreductase activity, acting on paired donors, with incorporation or reduction of molecular oxygen; monooxygenase activity; heme binding. Gene Ontology annotation, biological process: insecticide catabolic process; response to DDT. The transcript has 3 exons. NCBI's taxonomy places the organism in Eukaryota, Metazoa, Arthropoda, Insecta, Diptera, Drosophilidae. The coding region runs from base 539 to 1906 and encodes 455 amino acids.
AUGUGGUUUUAGACGCGUCAAUGGUCGGUCGAUCGCGCGAUUUCAAGGGCAAAUUUAUUCAAACUAUAUAAACGGUUAGAUGUGUUUUUUGUACAUCUUUAUUCAAUUAUAUAACAGAUUAGUUUGACUGAUCAAUGUAAAAUUUAUUUAUAUCUGAUCUUAUGAACUUUGAAGAGAAUUGUUUUUAUGUUCAAUCUUCUAAAUGAUAAGAGCCGCCACAAUACUUGAAAUUAAUAGAUCAGUUUCAAGUGUCCAGUGCAGAAAGAAAUAAUUAAGUUUUAUUUCUUUGAUAGCAAUCAAAUAUUCACGGCAGACAAUUAUCUACAACUGCUAUAGAAAUGGCUUAACGGAGGCGCUUUUUCUGAUUGUGGGCGCACUGAGUGCCAUCUAUUUGUGGUUUCAGCGCAGUCACAGCUAUUGGCAGCGUAAGGGAAUACCCUAUAUCCAGCCCACGCCGAUUAUAGGGAAUACCUCGCCGGUGUUUACGCAAAAGAACUCGUUUGGCCUGCACAUCUCAGAGGUGUACAAUGAUCCCAAGAUGCAGGACGAGGCUGUAGUUGGCAUCUAUGUGUUAAACAAGCCAGCAUUAGUUAUACGCGAGCCCGAACUAAUCAAAUCCGUGAUGAUAAAGGACUUUCAACGUUUCUCCAAUCGCUAUGCUCGCUGUGACCCACAUGGCGAUGCUUUGGGCAACAACAAUCUCUUCUUUGUGCGCAAUCCACAGUGGAAGGAGAUAAGGUCGAAGUUGACUCCGGUUUUCACCAGCGGAAAGCUGAAGCAAAUGUAUCCUUUGAUGCAGGAGAUUGCUGACGAUUUAGAAGCGCAUCUCGCCCAGCAGAAGACUGGUCAGGACGCCAGUAACAUUGUGGAAAUCAAGGACACGUGCUCGAGAUUCAGCACAGAUUCAAUUGCCACCAUUGCUUUUGGGGUGCGUGCGAAUAGCUUGACGAAUCCUGAUGCUGAAUUUCGGAAACAAGGACGAAGAGUGUUGGAGGCUACUGUGGCCCGCAGCAUAGACUUCUUUACGGUGUUCUUUCUGCCUAAGCUCGUGUCACUCUUUCGCGUUAAGUUCUUCACGAAGGAGUACUCGAACUUUAUACGCAAGACCAUCGGCCAUGUGAUCUCGGAAAGAGAGCGAAUGGGAACUAUGAGGAAUGAUUUAAUUGAUGUUCUUGUGGGUCUGCGCAAGGAGGCAGCCCAGCAGCCCAACAAACCACAUUUGGCCAACAUUCCGGACUUUCUGGUGGCUCAGGCCGGAGUUUUCUUUACAGCUGGCUUUGAGACUUCAUCGUCCACAAUGGCCUUUGGUCUUCUGGAGCUGGCCAAGCAGCCAGAGCUGCAGGAUCGCUUACGCCGGGAGAUCAACAAUGCUUUCCUUGAGGAGGGCAGUGGCAAGUUGAGCUAUGAGAAAAUCAAUUCCUUGGAAUAUCUGUCGAUGGUUGUCGAUGAGGUGUUGCGUUUGUACCCUGUUCUUCCUUUCUUGGAUCGUGAAUAUCAGGGCAUCAAGGGUCAGCCAGAUUUCUCACUCAAACCAUACUACGAUUUCCAACUGGAGAACGGGACGCCUGUGUUUAUACCAAUUUACGGACUGCAACGUGAUCCCAAGUACUGGCCAAAUCCAAAUGUCUUUGAUCCCGAACGCUUCUCUCCUGAGAAUCGUAAGACAAUUGAGGCCAUGGCCUAUCAGCCCUUUGGUCUGGGUCCGCACAAUUGCAUUGGCAGUCGCAUUGGCCUGCUUCAGACUAAACUGGGUCUGGUCCACAUCCUUAAGAAUCAUUAUGUUCGCUGUUGUUCACAGACACCGAAGGACAUCGAAUUUGAUCCGAAGACCGUUGUGCUGCAGUUGAAUUCGGGCAUGUUUCUGGAGAUUGUUAACGAUAGACUCUACGUUAAUAUGGCAGAAUAAAUUUUAUGAUAUUUUAUGUGCCAUGGACAUUUGAUAGAUAAACUGCUAUCAAUUUGUUUGAAGAAAUAUUUGUAAUAAUCAAAGUGUUCUUAUUAAAUUAUAUUUGUUGUUAUUAAUUGCAAUCUGGCCAGUUUGAACUUUAAGCACCUGGCAUUAUGUCAUACGAAUGAACAUAAAUGUUUUCAUUUAACAACCUAAAUGCACUUAUAUUAAAAUGUAAAGUAAAAUUACUAUCUAAAAAUAUUAUAUGGCAAGCAGUUCUCCUUCAUAAGACGCAAGCUUGUUGGCCACCAAUAAAAACCGGCUUAGCUUAUCAGUAUCAAAUUUAAUUAUCUUGAGAACUUUGAA